Molecule: messenger RNA, 2640 nt
Organism: Xylona heveae TC161
Lineage: Eukaryota; Fungi; Ascomycota; Xylonomycetes; Xylonales; Xylonaceae
Product: carbohydrate-binding module family 50 protein
Exons: 7
Coding region: 1-2640 (879 amino acids)
Source: RefSeq, a predicted model, not a curated record
AUGUUUUCGCGACGCAGUCAUUCAUCUUUCUCUCCCCAGAGUGGCUUCUCUCUCUUUUUGCUAUCCGUCUUUUCUUUACUUUCCUUCUCGUGGGGUCUCCAGAUCUGGCCAAACUCGUCAUCGUUGCCAGACACGAUUCCACAAACAUGCCGUGAGGCCUUGAGUGCAAACAUCACCUGCUCUCCGAGUCUGAUAUCGGCACAGUCAAUCGCUCUGCAGUCACAGCUGAGCAACAAUCUUUUGACAGAGUAUUGCACGUCUUCUUGUCAAAAUUCCCUCUUGUCUUACCAAGCCAAUAUCCUUCAAAAUUGCGGAAACGAAACCUAUGCCUUCUCUGAUACCACAAACCAGACUGGCUCUGCAAUUGCAGACCCUCUGGUUUGGGCAUACAAUGUGGCGUGUACCACCGAUUCCGACCAGACAACUUUCUGUCUUCCUGGGCUCUUUAACAGGACUUACUCUGCGUGCUCUAAUUGCUUGCUUCGCUAUGAAGCCAAUCUGCUGGGGUCCAACUACGGACGCGCCAUAGUGAAUCCGGAUUCGUUCUCCUCUCAGCUCUCAUCGUGUAGCGUGCCAGCAACGAGCUACCCUUAUUCGACUCCUGCAUCUACACCUACUGCCACGUCGAAUUCCACUGCUCCUACGGCGACGCCGUAUUGCUCUGGUGAUACAUACACUGUCCAGUCUGGCGAUACAUGUGUUAGCAUUGGUCAAGCCAAUUCAGUAGCAACUGACCGUCUCAUCUCUCAAAACAAUCUUGAUUACAACUGUACUACCCUUCAACCGGGGGAUGAACUUUGCCUGGGAAGCACGUGCCAACUUCAGACUGUGCAGCAAAAUCAAACAUGCGAUGAUAUUCUGGCAGAUCAGCCAUAUUAUCUCUCGCAGUUGAUUGCAUGGAACCCAACCAUCCACAAUAGCUGCGAUAACCUAGGUAUCAUGGUUGGUCGCGGUAUAUGCAUCUCGCCUCCCGGCACUGCCUCCUGGGAGACUCCCUCCAAUUCGACUGACGUCACGACCACGCCGGUCUCCUUCGUAGUGCCAACCGGCACUUUCGCACCUGCGCCGAACGCGACUACGACGCAGAAUUUUACCACCUCGUGGUAUGUGCCGACAGUACUCCCCCCUGUGCCGACGUCGAAUUCAACCAUGAACCAAUCCACCGUGGAUGCUUUGAACGAACGAACGGAAUGGUGUCCCAUCACUUCGGACGAUGCGAGCCGCGGAUUUGUUUUUGCAGACCUUCCGGAGGAUUGCCAAGAAGCUGUAGACCCUUACUGUAACCCAGCUCCCACAGACCCCGUCCUCUCGUCAACAACUUUUGCCGCAAGUUGCUACCCGACAUAUUAUUACAAUAUGACGAAUACCGCAACUCCGACAUCGACCACUGCCGGAAACACUGCACCGACUCAGACUGGCAUCACGUCAAACUGCAACACAUUUUACAACGUAUCCAGCACCGACAGCUGUCAAACAAUUGUAGACAAGUAUCCGAAUAUUACUCUUGCCGAUUUCUACUGCUGGAAUCCUGCUGUCGGCUCGACUUGCAAAUACCUCUACCCAGGAUAUGAUGUCUGUGUUGGUGUUUCGUCGCCCGUCGCCUCCUGCUCGGCAACCUCUACAUCAGUUUCACCUUCUGGCACUGGCUCAGCAGGUUCAACCCCAUCGCCUCUCAUGCCCGAUACCUGGACCAACUGCUCCAAAUAUUACCAGAUCAAAGAUGGAGAUGGAUGCUGGGACGUUGAGCAAAACAAUACUAUCUCGAAAGACCAGUUCAACACUUGGAACCCUUACGUUGGGUCCAAUUGUCAGAACUUCUGGCCGGGCUACUAUCUCUGUGUUAGUCCACCAUCCAGCAGUUCUUCUACCGCGCAAUCUACUACGCCGACGUCGACCACACCAACAGCCACUUCUAGUCCUUCGUCUACCGUCCCAUCCCCUCUUAUGCCCUCGACUCGGGCAGAUUGUCCACAAUAUUACCAGAUUCAAGACGGUGAUGGAUGCUGGAACGUUGAGCAAAAGUAUGACAUCAGCACCGAUCAAUUCAAUGCAUGGAACCCAUAUGUCGGCUCGCAGUGUCAGAACUUCUGGCCGGGAUACUAUCUUUGCGUUGCUACGCCCUCCGGUGGCUCCUCCAGCGCUCCAUCUACGACGACAGCUUCGCCAACCACCACUUCCGGUUCUUCGUCAUCAACGGUGCCUUCGCCUCUUAUGCCAUCCACUCUGACGGACUGCUCUAAGUAUUACCAAAUUCAAAAUGGUGACGGCUGCUGGGAUGUUGAGCAAAAUAAUGGCAUCUCGGCGGAUCAGUUCAACUCGUGGAACCCAUACGUUGGAUCGAAUUGUCAAAACUUUUGGCCAGGUUAUUACCUCUGUGUUGGUGCACCCUCUGGUGCUUCAUCUACGACCAAACCUACCACUACCACUACUCAGAGCGCCUCAUCCACCUCGCCAUCGCCAAUUAUGCCAUCAAGCAAGACGGACUGCUCCAAAUAUUACAAGAUCCAAAGCGGGGACGGGUGCUGGGAUAUUGAGCAUGAUAAUAACAUCACUGCUGACCAAUUCAAUGCAUGGAAUCCAGACGUCGGAUCGGAUUGCUCCAACCUUUGGCCUGGUUAUUAUGUCUGUGUAGCCAGUUAA